Messenger RNA from Penicillium vulpinum, 882 nucleotides. RefSeq lists its product as uncharacterized. NCBI's taxonomy places the organism in Eukaryota, Fungi, Ascomycota, Eurotiomycetes, Eurotiales, Aspergillaceae. The record is from RefSeq and is a predicted model, not a curated record. The coding region runs from base 1 to 882 and encodes 293 amino acids. The transcript has 3 exons.
AUGUUUGAAGACUUCUCCUUCACAUCGCCCUCGUCGCGACCCGGUCGUCUCGCCCUCGACGCCGACGACCGACUAAUGGUCGACAGCGACAGCAACCUAAUCUCCCCACUCUCCUCACGCUGUCCAUCACCGCAAUCGCAACGCUUCCGCAACAUCUCCCGCUCACGCUCCCACUUUCACCGAAGCCAACAACCUCCAACAUCCGUCCCUUUCCCCUAUGACUCAGACUCCAAACGACUAUCCAUCUCAACCCUAACCCAAAAACUACACGAACACACCCUGUCCACCCCAAGCGAUCCCCAACACACCCACACCCAUCGAGACGGCAUAUACACAUCAGGAAGACACACUCCCGGGCGUCGGCACCUAGGCCACGGCUACGUCCUCACGCCCCCAGAUACAGACCACUCCGACGACUCCUGCGUCGGCGACUAUCUCUCCUCACCCUCGGUCUCGUCAACAACAAGCCCGACCUUCAAUCCCCCCGAAGACCUACUCUCUGACCUACCCGAUUUCGGCCUCGGACACCCGUUCUACCCAGAGCCGCAGCCGCAUGCAUACCACCAAGACGUGCGCAUGCAGCGGCAGCAGAUCUCCAGGCUGCAAUGUAACGAGACCGAGAUGAGCCGUCUCCUGUCUCCACUUCGUUGCCGCCGCGGUCGUCGCCAAGGAGGAGGGGCGGUUACGCUUGCGCGCAGUCGGUUUGGGCCGGAGGGAGGUGUUGAGUGGAGACGGAGGAAGAGUUCUUCUGGGGCUGUUUUGGCGAGUCGGGUUGAGAAGAGUCAUUAUGCUUUUGCGGGGAAGAGGAAUGAGCCGGGGCUUAGGAGGAAGAGUCUUGUCAGUGCGGCUUUGGCUUCGAUGGUUGAGAACGAUGAUGACUGA